GUUUAUUUUUAAACGAUUGCAGAUUUACCCGUUCGUGGGUUAUGAUUCUUGAUCCAUAAACAGCCAGAAUCAUAAAGCACUUCUUAUAUAAUAUGCUGAGUGCUGUUUGGCAACGCGUGGAAGUAACAGCUGCCUAUUUUUUACACGAAUUUUAUCACUGAUGGUGAAAUCUGCAGUGGCUUAUCUCAUGUACAAUGGUGAUUGUCACCAUUCAUGGCAUAACCACUACUGAAUUUGGAAUCUGCAGUGUUUUAUUUCAUGUGCACUGAUGAUUGUCACCAUUCAUGGCAUAACUAGUGAAUGUGGAAUAUAUGAGAGUACAUGCUUUUAAUUAUAUACAUCUGUUAUAGCCCAACCUGUUUCUUGGAUUUGAACCUGCCAAUUUCAUAAAUUGUGAUUUUUUAUAUUAUGACCCUAAACAAAUUCCAUUGUUCAGAGACUAACUUAGGAGGCACCCAAGACUUGGAGUGGUAGGAGGGUCACUGGCAUCUGAGAAAACAACUACACAACAUGGGCAUACACAACGAUGAUCCCAUCUGUAGAGUAUGCAGGAGGAGGACACAGACAUCCAUAUCAUUGCAUGCAAAGCCACAGCUCAGUGGUUAACUAACAUACAAAAAAAUCUAGGGAAAUUGUAGCAGCGACCAUCAAUGACCUGUUAAUUCUAAGAAGGGUUGAGUCUAUUGCACUGAACUAGGGAACUAGGAAAAUACAAUAAGCCAGAAAGCUGCCAUGCCUGGGGAGCACAAACACCACUUUCUAAUAUUCCUCAUUACCAUACCAUACCUAGGCAGCAGCUGAAAGCUAAAUCAUUCUUUUCCUUAUAUAAAACCAUUUACAAAUAAUUUAUGGAAAGGAUCAAACAGUACCGAGGUCCGAGGCCAACCUGCCCGGAGAGUCCUUGUGAGCCUUCCAGCCAGCCAACGCCGCAAGCCCACAACACCAGAAUCUGCUCAAAGGAACAAAGCAUCCAAAAGAAAAAGCCAAAAUAAGAAACAGAAUGAAAUUAGAUUUGCAUAUGAAUUCUCAUUGGAUUCUGUAUUGUUGUACUUCCUGUACUUAAAAGUCCCUAGAUUGAAGGGGCUCUCAAACCUUCCUUAGCUUGAAGCACACCUCUCUGCAGUUCGGCUUGUUUGCAGCUUGUCAUAAUGUGGUUGAGAUUUAGUUCACCAUAGGACUCACAGUUUGGUGGAUACCUACACCCAAUCUUUUGCAGGAUGAAACUUCGGGCUUUUAAGCUUCUUUACCAAGCUUGGUGGGCUGGUAAGUAUCCCACGAUUCCUUACAACCAUAUCGUUCAAAUAGGAGAUCCUGUCCUGCGUUUGAAGGCAAAAGCUGUAGAUCCAAGUGCCAUUCAGGAAGAACCAAUGAAGAAGUUGAUUGCCAGAUUAUGUCGUCUAAUGAAAGACUCAAAUACGCUAAGCCUUUCUGCGCCUCAGGUGGGCGUAUCGCUCAGGGUCUUUGCCAUUCAAUCUCCUCCUAGAAACAAGUUUAAACCUGUCAACUUGUAUGAUGCAAGAAAAAUGGAGCACAUACCUUUUCAAGUAUGGAUCAACCCAGAAAUGAAGAUCCUUGAUUACAGAAAGUAUAUUGAUGAAGAAAGUUGCGAAAGUAUGAAGUGCUUCACAGCUGAUACUUCUCGCUACACCAAAGUUCUGCUUACAGGCUUAGACCACGAAGGAAAAGAAAAGGCCUGGGAGGCCAGUGGCUGGUCCGCGAGGAUAGUUCAGCACGAAAUGGACCACCUCAAUGGAAAAUUUUUCAUCGACAUCAUGGAACCACAUAGUCUCGCCUGUUCCCAUUGGCAAGUCAUCAACCACAAACAAGGAAAGAUUUUUGUAACAUACUUGCCUAAGAAAUAAUAAUUAUUGAGUAUUAUGUAAAUAAUUGUUUGUAAUAAUAAAGUUCUUUUUAAUUGUUA
This is a messenger RNA of Cimex lectularius (bed bug), 1921 nucleotides long. Its product is annotated as peptide deformylase, mitochondrial-like. The transcript is spliced from 5 exons. Lineage: Eukaryota; Metazoa; Arthropoda; Insecta; Hemiptera; Cimicidae. Gene Ontology annotation, molecular function: peptide deformylase activity. The record is from RefSeq and is a predicted model, not a curated record. Gene Ontology annotation, cellular component: mitochondrion. Gene Ontology annotation, biological process: peptidyl-methionine modification; N-terminal protein amino acid modification. Bases 1218 to 1862 code for a protein of 214 amino acids.